Hemicordylus capensis (graceful crag lizard) is the source of this 4700-nucleotide messenger RNA. RefSeq names its product 5-hydroxytryptamine receptor 3A-like. The transcript is spliced from 9 exons. Gene Ontology annotation, biological process: regulation of membrane potential; signal transduction; nervous system process. The record is from RefSeq and is a predicted model, not a curated record. Lineage: Eukaryota; Metazoa; Chordata; Lepidosauria; Squamata; Cordylidae. Bases 204 to 1544 code for a protein of 446 amino acids. Gene Ontology annotation, molecular function: neurotransmitter receptor activity; extracellular ligand-gated monoatomic ion channel activity; transmembrane signaling receptor activity. Gene Ontology annotation, cellular component: synapse; membrane; neuron projection.
GUGCUGGUACAACGCCAAGGAGUUGUGGGCAAUGCUUGGAAGUGAUAUUAACAAGUGCAGAGAUGAGAUGUAGCAUUCUACAGCCAAGAGAGAGAUCCACUUAAUGUGAAGAUAGUGCUGUUCCUUGCUUCAGUGAACUUUGCAGCAUAGCAAUUUCUCGGUUCUAUUCUAAAAGUCUUCUAAAUCUCGGAGAAAGAAGAAGAAUGUGGAGAGCUGUUAUGAUUAGUCUGAUCUUCGCUUGGAUGUCAGGAACUACCCCACAACGGAUUUGUAAGUACUAUGAUGUGGUGGAGUACCUCAACAUAUCUUCUAAGCGGGACCUCUUCUUGUAUACCAUACCCAAGAAGAACUGGGAGGAGCCUUUGGAAAUUGGUCUAGACUUCACUCUGGUUUCCAUCCUCUCUGUGAAGGAAAAAUUGCAGGUGGUCACAUUAUACUUCUGGCUAAAUGUGAUCUGGACAAAUGAGUUUGUCUCCUGGGAUUCCUCGGAUUUUUGUAACAUUUCAAGGAUCACUCUUCCUGGGAAUCUUUUUUGGAUGCCUGACAUCGCCAUAGAUGAACGGGCAGACGACGACAAGUUCACUCCAAGCCCUUACAUUUACUUGUCAUAUAAUGGUUCCAUGUUUGUAUUUCAAGUAUACCGACUCACCUCAUCCUGCAACCUGGAUGUCCAUGCAUUUCCUUUUGAUGAGCAAAAAUGCAACUUAACUUUGAUAUCUUCUAUAUAUUCAGAUAAAGAACUAAUACUGAAGAGUACUAAAACUUCCAGCAAGACAAACCAAGAUAGUCGCAAUAAUUACCUAACCAAUGGGGAAUGGAAGUUCGAGGGCCUGAGGAUCAUACAGAAUGUAAUGUCUUAUGAUACAGGAAACAGCAGCACAGUCACUUAUGAGAUUUCUAUGAAGAGGCGAGCAAUUUUGUAUGUGUUAGUCCUGAUCCUGCCAACCUUUACUCUCUUCUUGCUGGAUAUGGCUAUUUCCUUUGCAAUUGCUUCUCCUGGAGAAAUGAUUGCCUUCAAAGUCACAUUGAUCCUGGAAAUCUCUGUCUUGUCUUUGCUUCUUAACGAUAUGCUACCAGCAACAUCAGAUGACCCACCAGUAAUAGCUAUGUUUUUCACCGGCAUAUUCUUAUUCAUGGUCAUUGGCAUCUUGGAAAACGUCUUCGUAGCAUAUCUCAGAGAAAAUAAAUCAAAAGUCCCAUUCGUCAAGUGCAGGAAAUUUAUGAAUAGAUUCCUUACGAAGAAGAAGUUGGAAUCUGAGAGCCCUGUAACCAAUCUAGAAGAAGAGAUCCCCAAGAAAAGUAAGCGGCCUGCUGAGUUUCCUUUUCCAGAAAAAGACAAUGCAGACAGUGUGGUGUUUUUGAAACAUCUGAAUGUGGAAUUGCAAGAGAUAAAGAAACAUCUGGCUCUGGAAGGCUGCCAGGAUGCUCCUGAAGCAGAUGCACAGGACAGAAGUUUGAUCUUUAUGGAGAAGGGGCUUACUUGCAUCCGCUUAGUUUUAUCAAUUAUCUUUUUAAUUUAUAUCAUUAUAAAGUGGACACACUAAAUUGUAGAUUAUGGUCUCUGUGGUGUGGAACAAGGUGCACUGCAUUUUUUAGACCAGAUCACAUCAUCAAUACAUAUGGUACUGUUGUGGCAUCAAAUCAGUGAAUAUCCCUUUGUGGAACAUCAAAGGGAAUGCUAUUUUGAUGCUGGAUGUCUGUAUAUCUAUCUUUCUAUCUUUCUAUCUCUAUCAUAUUUUUAUACCGCCUGAUAUGUACAUCUCUAGGUGGUAUACAAAAUUUGAAAUAUUUACAAGUCAACACAGAUUAAAAUACAUGAAACAAUAAAUCAAAGCAAAGCAUAUCAGAAACAUGCAGAAAUAGGGCCAGCUUUGCCACCAGAUGCAGCCUUGACUAACCAAUCAUUUUAAAUUGUUGCCUUUUCAAGGCUCCAUUGAAUAGCAAGUCUUCUCCCUUUUCUCCAUAUUUCCUAGAAUGCUUUCAAAACUUCCAAUUUUUUUAAAAGCUUCCAAAAAGCUUUUUUUGCAGUAAUUCUUUCACAUGAACUUGUAACAAGAGCAAAUGUUCACGUGGGAAAUAUUGCAUAGGUAUAUCUGUCCUGUCAUACUUACUAUCCAGAUUUGAAAAAUAAAUCUUCUACUAGCUGACCUGACGCAGAGCAUCUGCGCCCCUAGCUCUCCCUGCCUCUCCUCCCCCAUCUUUAUUUAUUUCUUGCACCCCCCCAGCCCCUUUUCCCCUGCCGGCCUGGAAGCAGCCGCUUCUCCUCCGCGGCCGCCUAGCACCUAGCAACCCCCUGCACAGCUGGCUUGGCGCCCGCCACUUCUCCUCAUGUCCUCGUCACUAAUCGGCAGCUCGCUUGCGAACUCUCGCGAGAGCUGCCACACAUGGGAUUAGCGAUGGGUACAUUUUAAAAAAUUAAAUAUAUAGAUGAUAAUGUUGUACAAUUCCUUAUGAACUGUACUUUUUGGCAUGUAGGGAAUUGCUUGAUAGGAAGAAAUAUUGCAUGUGAAACAUAUUUAGUCUAUGCACAUGGCUGGGGGGUAGCGGGGAAGGCUGUGCUAAACUUGCCUUCCCCCCAGAUGAUCCCAGAAAGGUGGUGGGAAGCUUGGAAUGUGCUCCCACAUGAUCCAUGCUGCUGCACACAGUGUGGAUCUCCAGAGGCCAGGACAAUGCAUCCCGGCCUCCAUUUAUUCAAUGCAGAAUGAAGCUGCUCAUCUCCUUAUGGAUACUGAGAGCCCUGAACAUAUUAGCUGCACUUCCUGCCAGUAUGCUUCUGGAUCCAAUUCAAGGAGCUAGUUUUGACCUUUAAAGUCCUUUAUGACUUGGGAGCCACAUCUUAGAAAGUGUGUCUCUCUUACCAAAAUAUCUUUCCCAACAUCACUGGGCAGCUGCCAAGAGCCUGCUACUGAUCCCUGAGACCUCCUCUGUGCCCAUAGCCUUUGUGCAGUGAUAGCAGAGCAUCUCUUGGGCCCCACCCAGUUAGGAGGGGUGGUCCCAGAGAGGACAGUUUACCAAAGACUCCCUGAAACUUAAAACUGCCUCUGGUCCUCCUUAUCAGGCCUUACUUUGUUUUCACAGAAUUCCACCGUUAGAAGCACAGGGCUUCUAUUGCUGUUGCUCCAGGGUCGUGAAAUGAAAACCACGUACAAUUUAAGCAGCUUUUGUGGGAAUGGUUCAGAUGUAUCAUCCAAACAGGUCUCCUUAAGUGGUUUUGGCAAGGAGCUGCAAUACACAUCUUUUUCAUAUCGCUUUUGGUCUGGCUGGCUAGAUCCAUCCUAUGUGAUUGACAGCAGACUAAACAGGUUUUGAUGCUAAUCUUUACCAUUAUAAUUAGUUGUUUUAUUCUCUUUGUUAGCCACCCUGAAUCUUUGAAAGGUGGCAUAAAAUGUGUUUUUUUAAAAAAUGAAUAUUCAAAGGAGCUUCUGUGUCUUUAGUAGCAGAGAAGCAAGGGCAUGCCCUCACCUCUUGCCUGUGGGCUUCUAAGAGGCAUUUAGUGGGCCACUGUGGGGAAACAGGAUGCUGGACUAGAUGGGCCUUGGGCCUGAUCCAGCAGGGCUGUUCUUAUGUACACUGGCAGAUUAACAUCAGUAAUUUCAUCCUGCUACCGUGAUGCAAGAAGCAGCUUAAAAUUGUUCCUGUUGCACAACAAUUAAAGGCUAAGGAGAAACUUUGCUGUAUUGUAUUUGACAACCCACUGGGAAAAAGAAUAAACAUCAAGGUAAUGUGUGAAACUAGUCUCAUUUAUCAGUAAUGGAUGUUCAAAGGGCACCAUCUAUCUGGGCAUGAGCAACUGAAAUUUAGCAAAGAAAGAGCUUUGCUUUCUGAGCAUGGUGUUAUGCACUGAAGAAGGGGAUAAUUAUUUGGGGGUAACCAUGGUAAUGGUAGGGAGCUGGUUAUGUUAAGUAGAAUUUAGCCAUAGGCCUCAAAAAACCUAAAGGCCUGCACAUUGCUAAUUGACAAGACAGAUUUCACAUAAGUAUUUGCUUAAUCUUAUACAGAGAGCGGCAAAAUAUCAGAGUAAGAGGUGUUUGCUUUGUAGCAAUUGUAACAAGUGAAUGUUUAACUACCGCAGCCUUUGGUCAGGAGUCUAAGUGAAUGAGGAAAGUAUGGAUAUUAGGGAUUUACCAGCUAUCUGGUACUGAUGAGAAGCCACACUAGUCUAUUCCCCAUGGCAUAAGGAAGGUGUCUCCUGAUGAUGUGAAAGGACGGCUAUGCUCCUGAGGUGGAAAGAUGACAGGCAGCCAAAGCUUGUCCCCGUUGGAGCAGCCUGACCUAGAAGAAACCUUGGGGGACUUUCCAGCAACUGAGUUAGUGGGUCUCUUCACCCCGAUCUCCUGAAGUGGGAUGACCAGGGAAAGAUCAGACCAGGAAGACCCCCUGCUUACAAUCUGGCUAUAAAGGAAAUGGGUUUGGGGAGGAAAAUCAGAGUAGCCAUCAGAACCUUGCAGAACCAGAGCUUCUCUCAUCCCUACCAGAUUGGUGCCAGCUGAUUCCCAGACUCAGACCAAAUAACAGAUAAGCUUGUAAGUGAACUUGGUGUGAAUGAGAGUGUGUGUUUGUUUGAGGCUGUAAAGCUCAUGGUUUUGAUUUUAGUGCUGUUCCUUAUUAUUAAGAUUGUGAUUCUCAUAAUAUUGGUCUUGUAGCAUGGCUUGUUUCUUGUCAUACUCAAUAAAAGUUACAUUAAAAGUGUCAAGCUUAAA